Messenger RNA from Darwinula stevensoni, 1677 nucleotides. NCBI's taxonomy places the organism in Eukaryota, Metazoa, Arthropoda, Ostracoda, Podocopida, Darwinulidae. The record is from the annotation of a GenBank genome assembly.
AUGGAAAUCCGCGAGCGCACACCCAUCCCCGCCCAUCAGACCUCCCCACACCCGAAGCAUCACUGCUCAUCUGGCAUCCCUGCCCUCGACCCAGGUGGAGCCUGGAGCGUGGCGACGGACUACGGCCCGCGCCCGUGGGGCCAGCGGGAGUUCAGCCUCGCGAAGCUGCUGUUGAUGGAGGAGAUGCGUCACCAUGGAAACACUCCGCCCCCGGACGACAGCGGGAAAGUGUCCGCCGACCUCGAUGUAGUUCCUCGCCCCGAGCCCAAGAGGGAUCGGCUCAUUAUCAAGAAGACUCCCCUGUCGAGUAUCACCGACGAUCCUCAUAGCAGCCAACGAGCUCAAUAUGCUCCAGCUGCUUCGACUGAUGAUCGUCUAGCUAACUGCUGGUCAGAACUGGUUGUUGGUGCUGCUGACUCCGCCUCGCAGCAGUCGUUCAACACCUCCGACAAGGACCCCCUGGGCGACAUCUACUUCAUCGGUGAGUCCUCAGCUAGACCGGGGAAGCCGGAGGGGGACGGGGGCUCGGGUACCGAACCCCAGAAGCGCUCUCGAUUGGCUCCUAGCUGGGGGUACCAUAAGAACGUAAAGGCGGCGGCGGAGGUGGAAUAUCCAGCGUACGGAGUCACCGGACCCAGCCGAGACAUCUCGCCUUCCAGCGGGGACAAGCGACUCGCCCAGUCGGCACAGAUGUAUCAUUUCCAACACCAGAAGCAGCAGAUGAUCGCCAUGAAGAAUCACGGGACCGGUGGACUGAGACACGCCUCGGCGUCCGAUGCGGAGGAUUCCGACGAGGACAACGGAGAUUACACCGUUUAUGAAUGCCCUGGGCUUGCUCCCACGGGUGAGAUGGAGGUGAAGAAUCCCCUCUUCCAGGAAGAGACCCCAGGCCCCGACACCCAGUAAAUCCCAAUGGGCCCGGAUGCAUCAUGGAGGAGGAAAGGAAACGAAGAAGAUGACACUUGCCAUCCACGGUCGACACAUCCAUCUCGUAAUUCUGUGUUCCCUUGAUUUCCCCCCUCUGAGAGAAAGUCUUCGUGUUCCAGACUGUUGUCUGAAUGUCAGAGCUUUAUUUUGAGACGGCCGCUGUGACAGAAACUUGUGAUGGAAUUAUCAUUAUAUAUUAUACCUUUGAGAGAAGAAAACUCCGCGCUCUCUGACCUUUUCGAACUGAUUAGUCCAUUAUUUUCCUUCGAUUGUUCGUCAUCCCAUUCUGCGAUGUAGGCAAUUUGUGUACCUCGGGGGAAUUCAUAUGAAGACAGCCUCCUAAUGGUAUGCUCUUGGAAUCAGGGCGGAACGGAAUAUAUAGCGAUCAAAGGAAAAGAAGGGAAUAUAUCAUGUCGGAAAGGCGCAGACGACAUUGGAUACUUUUUUUAUAAAUAGAUAUUAUACGCAUGGUUGGAGACCUCUGAAUGUUUAUCGUCGCGUUGAUCUCCGUUGUUUCUCCGAAUGCGCUACACCAAAGAAAUAUUGGCGGCGAUGUAUGAGGUUGGUGAAAUAUUGUGAUGGCUGUUAUUGUGAACAAAAAAAUAAUUUGUGCUGUCCAUUUCCCCUAUCAUCAUCUUAUACAUUUGGACCGAUUCUCAACUGACCUAGUAGCCUCGCUGGAUUUUCCAUCCUACCGAAAGGGAGAGAAUGUAGGAGGUAUCAAAUAAAGUAUAUCUUCCACUAAGAAGA